This is a messenger RNA of Cuscuta europaea, 1097 nucleotides long. Lineage: Eukaryota; Viridiplantae; Streptophyta; Magnoliopsida; Solanales; Convolvulaceae. The record is from the annotation of a GenBank genome assembly.
GCUUCCGGUGCAUUUUAUUAUAGUACCAAAGUUGUGGUGGAAUCUCUCACCACCAGUUCCUCCGUUCAAUUUAUGCAUUCACUUUUCUCUUCAACGACAUUCAAAGCACGAGGCGGCCUCCCGACAGCGGGAGCUUAUCAUUCAGGCGUGUUUUCGUGUUGGAUUAGCCGACUUCACCAUGAACCCAGAAUAUGACUACUUGUUCAAACUUCUGCUCAUAGGAGAUUCGGGUGUUGGGAAGUCAUGCCUUCUUCUACGAUUUGCUGAUGAUUCAUAUUUGGACAGCUACAUUAGCACAAUUGGUGUUGACUUUAAAAUUCGCACUAUGGAGCAAGAUGGGAAGACCAUUAAACUUCAGAUUUGGGACACUGCUGGACAAGAACGUUUCAGGACAAUCACAAGUAGUUACUACCGAGGAGCACAUGGCAUUAUAAUAGUGUAUGACAUUACUGAUAAAGAAAGCUUCACAAAUGUUAAGCAAUGGUUACAUGAAAUUGAUCGUUAUGCAAGUGAUAACGUGAAUAAGCUUUUGGUUGGAAACAAGUGUGACAUGGAUGCUAAUCGAGCUGUGUCUUAUGAUGCUGCUAAGGAUUUUGCUGAUGAAAUUGGCAUUCCUUUCUUGGAGACCAGUGCAAAGAAUGCUAUUAACGUUGAACAAGCUUUCACGGCAAUGUCAUCUGAUAUAAAGAAGAGGAUGGCAAGCCAACCUUCUGGGAGCAAUGCCAAGCCACCAACCGUGCAGAUUCGAGGACAGCCCCUCAAUCAAAAGAGUGGUUGUUGCUCAUCUUAGGCAUUCUAUGUGUGCCCCUCAUCGAAAGUUAUACUCUUUGAGCACUCUUGAAACUUGAGAGUGUGAAUCAUGUGGGUGGGGCUUACUUCAUUAUGGAUGAACAUUGCAUUAGAAGAAAGUCAUUGAAAUUCUUUUUUUAAACAAAUCAUUAGACUUGUUACUUGUUAGAUUAAAUAAACUAUGUUCUUAGUGAUUAAAAGACCUUUAGGCAAGAAAUUUCAUUUUUGCACUUCGUUUGGUAUUAUGGUAGUUCAAACUAAUCUUUUGCAUUGUAACACAUUUCAUAUGAUCGAACAAAAACCGACCG